AUGUCCGCAAUCAAAGAUCCGAAUACAGCUGUUCCCACGAACAGCGGCGAGCCGUCCAGAAAGCUCUCGGAAAGCCGUCCACCACGUCCGUCUGGUCCGCCAGGAAGCCGCUCCAGCCGUGGCGGCCGUGGAGGGCCGUUGCCGCCUCGCGCUAAGAACGCACCGCCGCAGCAGUCCGCUCCAGGCAACCACCGCCCGUCGCAGUCACAGGAGGAGGCCACAAAGCCAAAGUCCGGGGUCAUUGGCAUCGCCAAGGGCGAGCCUGUUGGUAGCAGCUCCUCCGGCCGGCGCCCUUCUCAGCCGAUUCGAGCACGUCGCAACUCGGAAUCAUCCAUUGCCCCCGAUGACAAGACGCUCUCCAGAGAAGAGAAGGUCCUCCGUGACCUACGCAAACGCGAUCAGGAACAGCGUGAGCGUGGUACGGGACGGCCUCACCGUCGAAACGACAUCAUCGACCAAAUGGAUGCCUCGAGCAUCUUUGGUAACGUUUUCCAUCAUGACGGCCCUUUUGAUGCGUUGAACCCCCACCGCAACCGGAAGGGCAGCCGCCGCGCUCCUAUGCAAGCUUUCCCCAAGGACUCGCUCAACAAUAGCAUUGGCGGCUCUGGCCCCAUCAACAAGCGGCCUGACCACCGGACCUUCAUGGGCCAGGGGGAGGAUGAGGCUUUCAGAGAGUUCUCCAACAACCACCAGCCUAUGUCAAGCGGCAAGAUUGCUCCCGUCGGCGUCUUUGAUCCCCUGCAGCGUGGCACUGCUCUCCACGGUGACCAGAGCCUCGGACUGGGAACCUCAACGUUCCUCGAGGGCACACCGGCGGCACGCACGACGAUUCAGCGCCGCGAGGCUGAGCGGGCUCAAGACAUCCAGGACAACCCACUGCAGCGGAAGAAGUCCCUUGCACAGCGCUUCCGGAGCAUCAACAGGGGUCCACGCGAGCCUCACCCGGCCCGCGCCUUUAGCUCCGACAGCGGGCCGGCCUCGGCUGGCGCGACGUCAGGCAGAUACAACAACGACACCGACCCCUUUGACGAAUUCGACCCUAAGCGGGGCGAGGAUGUCAUUACCGUCCGUAGGAAGAACUCUGCGGCGUUGCCAAGCCCAUCGAGCCCACCUCGUGGUCCGGGUCUUGAGCGCCGGUCCACCACGGACGGCACGACUGCCACAGGAUCGCCGGGUGGCGACAACGCGAACCCUACUACGACUGUUAUCUCUAGUGGAGCCGGUGACGAUUCUCAGCAAAAGCCGACAAGCCUUCUUGCUCGAGUAAAGAGCUUGAAGGGCGGUCGCCGGCCGGCACCUCCUCCACCUCCGAUUGCCAAAGACUCUUAG
Molecule: messenger RNA, 1329 nt
Organism: Sporothrix brasiliensis 5110
Lineage: Eukaryota; Fungi; Ascomycota; Sordariomycetes; Ophiostomatales; Ophiostomataceae
Exons: 2
Coding region: 1-1329 (442 amino acids)
Cellular component (GO): cytoplasm
Source: RefSeq, a predicted model, not a curated record